GGCGGGUAAGUUGGGGGGUGGCGCAAGAUGGAGAUCGCUUCACUUCCUGCUGCCUCCGGUGGUGUCUGGCAUAGGCGCGCUCUGGGCUGAUACUUUUUUGUCUGUCGGGGCAGACGGUGUUCCCGUCAUUGACGGGACAAGGAGGUUUUGAAUGCAGUCUGAAUCCAAGAAGCAUGAAGAAGAGACACCUGCUCUACACUGGGGGUUGGAUCCUGUGUUUUCUGCAUUUGCAAGACUCUAUAUUAAAGAUAUACACGAAAUGAAAGAAUCUAAACAAGUGCCUGGUAUAUUCUUUUAUAAUGGACAUCCAGUGAGACAAGUGGAUAUUGUGGGGACAGUGGUUCUACUGAAAGAGAGAGAUGCCUUUUAUAACUAUGGAGUGGAUGACAGUACUGGAGUUAUAAAUUGCAUCUGCUGGAAAAAUCCCAUGGUAGCAGAAACAGCUUUAGCAGGUCAUCCAGACACAGCAAGCGGUCUUACUGUACUCGAACAGAUGAAGAAACUGCAGAAAAUGGUGAGCCAGAAAACCAAGCUGGGACUUGGGGAUCUCAUCAGAGUCAGAGGUUACAUCCGAACCUACAGGCAACAAAGAGAAGUUCAGGCUUCAUGUUUUUAUAAGGUGGAUGAUCCUUACUGUGAUGUUCAGAUUUCAAGAAUGCUGGAACUCCCCUGUCUCUACAGAGAAGUUUAUGAUAAACCUUUCCAAGGCUCAGAGGAGGGACAGAGUGGUCUGAAGGGUCAGAAUUUCUCAAUCAAUGUGCUGCUUCAGAAAAUGGAAGGCUUUCUAUUAGAGAACAAAAUUCAGACCUUUUACCAGCAGGAGCUGGAAACAGUUGAUAUGCUGGUGUCACUGGCUGGUGUGCAUCCCCCCAGUUCCAGCUGUGCAGAGGUGAAGUCAGAAAGUAACUCCUCUUCCAAAGUGAUUCACAGCGCUUUUAAGGAAGCAAUAAGAGUGCUACAAGAAAAAGGAGUGGUUUUUCAGAAACCUAGUAGCUCCAAGGACUUAUACCAUGUGACUGACCAUGAUAAGGAGCUGCUUAAAGUGACUCUUGAUGUGAUUAAAGAAGACUGUCGAAAACCCAGGCAUGCUGAAAAAGGCUGUCACUUUCUUCAUGUCCUCACUUGUGUUAGGCAAAACUACAACCCCUCUCUGACUGAAGCAGUGAUACAUCGUGUAGUGAAACUGCUUGAGAGUAACAGUGAUAUUGUCAGCAGUAUGGAAGGAUAUUAUAUUGCAUUUUAAAGAGGCAUUCUGGUGCAUUCAGGAUAGAGAAGGGAAGGAUGUGUUGAGUGACCCUGAAAAGCUGGUAUCACCUGGUAUGAACUAACUAGUGGGGGACAGGGUGAGGUGAGAAGAGCAUUCUGAUCCUCAAAUGCUGCUUUUGUCCAUCUGUAGAGAAGUUGUCCAAACAGCAUUGGUCUGAAGAUGGUUACCAUGUAAGACAUUUGAUCUGAAAUAUUAUGUGCCACAGUUCAAAGCCCAGACUUAUUCAGUACUUGUCCUUGGAAAGGACUUGCUGCUACAGGGACUUGUCUGUUUAAUCUUUCUAAUGGUGUGGAGGUGAGACCUUUAGCUUGAAUAGAGUAGAAAGGAUUGAAUGUAUCUGUCCUCUUCCCUCUGCACUUUUUCUGUAACAAUUGAAACAUCAGACUGCUAAGAGGCAGAUGCAGUGGUAAAGCCCUAUAAGGAUUGAUAUAGCAGGGAAAAAUAAACCACAUGCAUGAGGAAAGCCAGGGAGUAGCCCCAUGUGCCAGGUCUCUGGUUUGUUGUUACAGUGUAUGCCUCAUUCCAAGCUCUGACUGCAGUGAGAUAUAGGCUAAGAGAAAGGCAUGACAAAAUAUUUGGCAUUUACAUUCAGAGGCCUGUGGAAAACUCUGGCCUUGAAGAGGUGAUACGUUUAUCCAUAGUGGAAAACUAUGUAUGAAUCAUUCUUUUGCUGUAAAGUCUCUGCUUGCUGCAGGGCUCAAUAGUUGAUUUCCCUGCAGGCUUCCCUGCUUCUGAGAAUUGCUCUUCUGUUUUCAGUUGAUACCUUCUAAGUCAGAUCUUAUCAUGGGCCUGAAUAGGUGUUGAAAAGAUGUACCUGUGCAGAAGAAAAUAAAAGAGGAUUAAGAAAGAA
Molecule: messenger RNA, 2117 nt
Organism: Pogoniulus pusillus (Red-fronted tinkerbird)
Lineage: Eukaryota; Metazoa; Chordata; Aves; Piciformes; Lybiidae
Gene: STN1
Product: STN1 subunit of CST complex
Exons: 10
Coding region: 152-1243 (363 amino acids)
Biological process (GO): telomere capping
Cellular component (GO): CST complex
Molecular function (GO): single-stranded telomeric DNA binding
Source: RefSeq, a predicted model, not a curated record